Messenger RNA from Diaporthe amygdali, 2718 nucleotides. RefSeq lists its product as uncharacterized. The transcript has a single exon. Gene Ontology annotation, cellular component: mitochondrion. Gene Ontology annotation, molecular function: 3'-tRNA processing endoribonuclease activity. Lineage: Eukaryota; Fungi; Ascomycota; Sordariomycetes; Diaporthales; Diaporthaceae. The record is from RefSeq and is a predicted model, not a curated record. Gene Ontology annotation, biological process: mitochondrial tRNA 3'-end processing.
UUGGUCUCGCGUAAACCAACGAUUCCGCCCAGCUGGUUCGGUCCCAACGUUCGCGUACUCGACUUGCCACCUGCAUACUCCGAGACCCUUCAGCUCAAGCUCCACGGAAGACCCCACUGUCUGCUCCUACACAGGCGUCAAGGCAAAAACUCGUCGUCUGUAGGCCGUCUCGAAAAUAGUCUCGACGAUCCCCGCGGCAGCUUCCAUCACCCGAUGCUCAGCUGGGUUCAGAUUGUGUGCGCGCCCACGGCGGACACGCCGGGGGCGUGCGUUCUGCUGCACUUUGACAAUCGGCGGUACAUAUUUGGCCACAUCGCUGAGGGCUCGCAGCGGGUGAUGAACCAGCGGAAGGUCGGCCUCAGCAAGCUGGACGAGUUGUUCCUCACCGGGCCUGUGACAUGGGGGACCACUGGCGGUCUCAUGGGCAUGAUUCUGACCAUCGCUGACGUUGUAGCUCUGCGAUUGGCACCGAAUGAUAGUGCAAAGAAACAGAAGAAGAAAAAAGACCAAGGGCUAUCCUUCAUACCGAGCCUGAAAAUACAUGCAGCCGAAAACAUAAUGCAGGUGCUCGCCACCGCCCGAAAAUUUAUUUUCCGAAAAGGCUUGCCUUUGGAGCUUCAUGAGUUAAGCCACCAGGCAGCACAGGAAAGAGCGGAGCAGAGAGCCCCGGAUUUCGAAGACGCCAACGUCAGGGUCUGGUCUGUGUCUGUGAAACCAGAAGGGCAGCCCAAGUCGCAGGGCCGUAAGAGAAGCCACGACGAUAUGCUUGCAGACGGCAACGGCCAGGCGAGUGGUCAAAAACUAGACGACCAGCAGCUGGAGACAAAUCGCCAGAUCGUCAAGUCCGUCGUCGACCACAUGUUCGACUCAGACUGGGAACUUGACGCCCUCGUCGAGACGACAUUGCACAAAGUCAAGCUUCCGGCCAAAAUCUUUGUCAAGGGCCCAGAUGGCGAGAUGACUAGUUACAAGGGCCCCAUGCCGGGAGACGCUCGCCCUGUUCCAGACAUACCGGUUUUUACGCGUACUCCAUGGCCAGCAACCAGAAUAACACAAUUACCCCCUACAUCACCUUCGAAACAGUCCCUGUCCUACAUUGUCCUUGAGCAACCACGAAGGGGAAAGUUCAAAGUACAAGAAGCUUUAAGACUCGGGGUGGCCAAGCAUGAUUUUAAGAAGCUCACCGCCGGAGAGACAGUCAAGGGCGCAGAUGGAGUAGACGUGACUCCAGAGAUGUGUGUCGAGGAAACCAUCCAAGGUCGUGGCUUUGCUGUGAUUGACCUGCCUGACCUAUCCUACGUAGAGCCAUUCUUGGCUCGGCCGGAGUGGACCACAGAGUCGCUUGUCAAGACUAUUGAUGUCAUCUACUGGAUACUAGGGCCCAAAGUCGUCCAAGACCAACGGAUACAAGAAUUCAUGAAGAGUCGCCAGCAAGUUAGGCAUAGUGUCUUCUCGCCGGAUGUCAGUCCUAAUUACGUUUCCAUGGAAUCUGCAGCAGGCAACAUAAUCAAGUCGCACCAAAUAGAUCCCGAUCGAUUUCCUCUACCGGUCUACAGCAAUCAGAAUCCAGGGGAACAUUCAGAUGUCUUUGUGGCAGCACGACCAGGUGCCAAGGUGCAACUGGCGCCCCGGGUCAUUUUCCAGGACGAAGAGACUCUGCCACCAAUGGAUACGGUAGGCCCUGCGCGGAGUAUGGACAAACAGGUACAAGAUCUGGCAGAUCAAGCCAGAACGAAACUUUUCGACCCCGAAUUCCUGGACGAGAUCGAGAAGACGGAGCAGGAUAUUCCAAACCGCGACGCGGAGAUCAUCCCGUUAGGUACAGGCUCCGCACUCCCUUCUAAAUACCGUAAUGUCUCCGCAACCAUUGUACGAGUGCCCGGCUACGGCAGUUAUCUCUUUGACUGCGGCGAAAACACACUCGGCCAGCUCCGCCGCAUGUACGGCUAUGACGGUACGGAUGAGAUCCUCCGCGACCUGAAAGUUAUUUGGAUCAGCCACCUGCACGCCGACCACCACCUAGGCACCGCGAGCUUCAUCAAGGCCUGGAAGGACGCCACUGCCUCCGUCCAAAGCCGGCUGGCUGUCGCAUCUCACAUCAACAUGCUCGACUGGCUGCGCGAGUACGCCGACAUCGAGGACUACGGCUUCGAUCGAUUGCGACUGAUCGAGAUCAGGGGCUACGGUAAGGCCGGAGCCAAGCAGAACUCUUUCAUCUGCAACGAGAAACUCGCGCGUGAGAUGGGCAUCACACAGAUCGACGCUGUACGCGUGGAUCACUGCUUCGGCGCACUGGCGUGCGUAUUUACAUGGCCGUCAGGCUUAAAGAUCGCGUACAGCGGUGACUGCCGGCCGUCGUCCGAGUUUGCCGAACUUGCGAGGGACUGCACUUUGCUGAUUCACGAGUCGACGCUGGACGAUGAGCUGAGAGGCGAUGCGCUGGCCAAGAAGCACUGCACCAUGAGUGAGGCACUCGGCGUGGCGAGGGAAAUGAGGGCCAGGAGGGUGCUGUUGACGCAUUUCUCGCAGAGAUACCCCAAGAUUGCGAACUCGUCAACGGGUGGCACAGGCGCGCCGGUAAAGGACCAGGUGGUCCUCAUGGCUUUCGACCAGAUGUGUGUCAAGCUGGGAGAUUUCAAGAAGGCAAACCUUUUCCUGCCUGCGCUGAGGAAGCUCUACGAGGAAGAUGCAGAUGAUGAGCCCCCAGCACUUGACUGA